CGUACUUACGUCCUUCUUCUUGGGGAAACCGUUGUACCGUGAGGACGUGUCGAAGAUAAUUGUUAAAUAUCCAAUAUCUGAAAUAAUUAUCAUAAUCAGUAUCGUAGAUUAUUUAAACAAACCUCCAACAGAACCGUCUCGUUUAAAUCAAUAAUAACGAAAGAAAAUUUGAAGUGAAAUAAUAUAAUCAAACACAUAAUAUUUAUAAAUAUAAUAACUUAUUUAUUUCUGUAUUGUGCAGUUUUUCGUGAAUUUGUGGACUAGUUCUGGUACAGGAGAUUAAUAUCGUAGGAACCUCGAGAGCAUUGGAAUUGCUUGAAACGUGCGCUCAAAAAAUGUUAGUAAAAUGGGAAAGAAAAAUGUUAAUGCUGAACCAGUGAAUGAUGCCAGAAGCGACGAGAAUAAAUGUGAGAAACCGGUUCCCAAUGUUGAAGAAAAUUCUACAAAAAAUGGAAAAAUCAAAGAUCAUCCUGGUGAAGUUUUAACUAAGAUGCUGACAAGUAAGAUAGUAUGUGAAGAUAACAAUAUGCCUGAAAGACUAGAACAUCAGAAUGAUUUAGUAUGUGAACAGAGGCUGCUCAGCAAUGGUUGUAAGACAGCAUUAGAUGCCGAAUUUAAAGAUAAUGAUAAUAAUUGCAUGGCAGUUUUGCAUACGGCUGCUAAAUCUGAUCACGUAGACGCGAUUCAAUUUCUGAUAAACGAAAAAGCGGUCUAUUUUAAUGUUAAAGACAAUGCCGGCAUGAUAGUUUUGCAUGCGGCUGCUGAAUCUCGACAACAGGACACGGUUAAAUUUCCGGUGGAUGAAAAAGAGAUCGAUUUUAAUGCUAGAAACAAUUGUGGCAGAACAGCUUUGCACGAGGCUGCUGCAUCUGGAAACUUGGAGACGGUUAAACUUCUGAUAAAUGAAAAUGCGGUCGAUUUUAAUGCUAAAGACGACGAUGGCAUGACAGUUUUGCAUGUAGCUGCUGAAUCUGGUCAUUUGGACAUAGUCGAAUUUCUGGCGUACGAAACAGAGAUCGAUUUUAAUGCUACAGACAAAUUUGGCAUGACAGUGUUGCACCUGGCUGCCAUCUCCGGUAAUUUGGAGACGGUUCAAUUUUUGCUAAAUGAAAAUGCGGUCGAUUUUGAAAUUGCAGACUAUGAUGGCAAGACAGUUUUGCACUGGGCUGCUGCCUCUGGUAACUUGGAGAUGGUUGAAUUUCUGAUAAACGAAGAAGGUGUCGAUUUUAACGCUAAAGACAAAGUUGGCAUAACAGUUAUGCACGGGGCUGCUAUCUCUGGUAACUUGGAGAUGAUUAAAUUUCUGAUAAAUGAAAAAGCGGUCGAUUUUAAUGCUACAGACGAUCAUGGCGUAACGGUUUUGCAUGCGGCUGCCGAAGCUGGUCAUUUGGACAUGGUGAAAUAUCUGAUCGAUGAAAAAAUGGUUGAUUUUAAUGUUACAGACAUUGGUGGCACAACAGUUCUGCACGCAGCUGCCAAAUCUGGUCACUUGGACACUGUUAAAUUUCUGAUAAAUGAAAAAGAGGUCGAUUUUAAUGCUAAAAACAAAUCUGGCGUAACAGUUUUGCACAAAGCUGCUAUCUCUGGUAACUUGAUGAUGAUUAAAUUUCUGAUAAAUGAUAAAGCGACUGAUUUUGAAACCAAAGACUAUGACGGCAAAACAGUUUUGCACUGGGCUGCUCAUUCUGGUAACUUAAAGAUUGUAAAAUUUCUUAUAAAUGAAAAAAUGGUCGAUUUUAAUGCUAAAGACAAAUCUGGCACAACAGUUUUACACAGGGCUGCUAUGUCUGGUAACUUGAGGACGGUUAAAUUUCUGAUAAACGAGAAAUCGGUCGAUUUUAAUUCUAGAAACUAUGAUGGCAUGACAGUGUUGCAUACGGCUGCUAAAUCUGGUCACUUGAACGUGGUUAAAUUUUUGAUUGAUGAAAAAGAAGUCGAUUUUAAUGCAAGCGACAAUCAUGGCAGAACAGUUUUACACACGGCUGCUGACUCUGAUAACCUGGAGACAGUUAAAUUUCUGAUUAAUGAAAAAGAGGUUGAUCUUAAUGCUAGAGACAAUCAUGGUAGAACAGUUUUGCACACCGCUGCGAAUUCUGGUAACCUGGGGAUGGUUAAAUUUCUUGUAAAUGAAAAAGGUGUCGAUUUUAACGCUAAGGACAAAUUUGGCACGACAGUUUUACAUAUGGCUGCUAACUCUGAUAACCUGGAGAUAGUUGAAUUUCUGAAAAAUAAAAAAAGAGAUCAAUUUUAAUGCUGAAGGCGAUGACGGCAGAACAGUUUUGCAUACAGCUGCUAAAUCUGGUCACUUGGUGACACGGGUAAAGGAAGAAAAGGUCGAUUUUAGUGCUGAAGAUAUCGAUGACUGCUCAUUUUUAUAGUUGAAUUCCAGAAAAAUAGGGAAACUGUCGUCUACCAGAAGAAGCUUUAACAUCAUUAGUUACUUCAGCAAGUAUUUGUAAGCUGAGAAAUAGUAGCAGUUCUAUUUCACACUCUUGUGUGACACGGUGUCACAUGAUGUGUGAGGUGAAGAUAGAAUCAGGCAAGCAAAAUAUUGUGAAGAUGGGAAAAUGGCAUGAAGUGAGAAAAUAUGGAUCUUUUUAAUAAGGCUGAAUUUAUAAUAAAUCAAUGAUCAAAUGUGUUGUUUUAAGCAAUAUCUGAAUAAUCAUCAUGCUGCCAAAGAAGUGUUUCGUAUAGGAAUUAUGUAUUCUUCAGUGAUCUUGACUUUGUAAAAUUGAUUUCACAAUUUAGUAGCUGAAGGACUGCUUCAAUUUACUAUAACCAUUACCUUUAGAUGACUUUAAAUUCAAAAACUUAGAUACAAUCAACAGAGACGGUAUUAUCGUUAUAUUGUUAGAUUUGUCUACCAGUUUUAUUAGUUUAUUAUGAAUAUGUAAUUGGAUUCAGAAAUCAUCAAAUAAUUUUCCAUAUUAUCGUUUUUCUUAAUCAAACCCGCAUUUCUGAACUCAAGGUGAUGCGAAGUCCAAAAUAUAUGAUAUCAUUUAACGAAAGUCAGGCUUGCCUUAAGUAUUUUUUAGGGAAAACAUAAUUUGCUUUGUAUUCAAAACAUUUUGUUCACAGAUUACUGGAAAUGUCUAAAAAAUAGUGGUUCAUGUUAAUAAAUAAAUUCUACAUUUAGCUUCGCAAGUUUUAAUUUGAAUAAACAAUCUGAAAAUA
This is a messenger RNA of Megalopta genalis, 3174 nucleotides long. RefSeq lists its product as uncharacterized. NCBI's taxonomy places the organism in Eukaryota, Metazoa, Arthropoda, Insecta, Hymenoptera, Halictidae. Gene Ontology annotation, cellular component: cytoplasm; nucleus. The record is from RefSeq and is a predicted model, not a curated record. Gene Ontology annotation, biological process: RNA processing. Gene Ontology annotation, molecular function: protein binding; RNA nuclease activity; RNA binding.